This is a messenger RNA of Syngnathus typhle (broad-nosed pipefish), 11085 nucleotides long. Its product is annotated as bcl-2-modifying factor-like. Gene Ontology annotation, biological process: positive regulation of apoptotic process; negative regulation of autophagy; apoptotic process. NCBI's taxonomy places the organism in Eukaryota, Metazoa, Chordata, Actinopteri, Syngnathiformes, Syngnathidae. Gene Ontology annotation, cellular component: myosin complex. Bases 5631 to 6131 code for a protein of 166 amino acids. The transcript is spliced from 5 exons. The record is from RefSeq and is a predicted model, not a curated record.
GGUGGCUUUUGUUAAUGUAUACUUGAUUGGAAAAUGGCUUUACAGAGCAGCGGAGAAUAGAGGUGCAACUCCGUGUUUGGAGGAGGACCACCACACUGAGGUGUGAAGGGCUCGGGAGGGGGUCUGCAGGACUGAAGAUCACAAACUUUGGAACCCGUUCACAAUAGAGGUGUGAAUUAGCACAAGAGUGUGAAGGCAUUGGGAAUAAAAGGAGAGGAAUGUGGACGCGCAGGUGAUGGCUGGCCGAUGACGGCUCAUUGGGGGGAGGUCAGAACAUCUCAUGACCUUUUAUUUAGAUAAUGACAGAGGUCACCAGGUGAACAGUGCUUCACAUAUACAUGAAAAUGUUGACUUCAGCUUUGAGAUGUAGGUGUUAAAAACAGGUUUGGUCACAUCCAUUCUGGCCUCCCAAACUUCACCACAAUCUGUUGUUCACUUCCACUUGGUCAUUAGGGAGGUUGGAUUUAAAAAAAAAGAAAAGAAAAAGAGGGAUGAUCUCACUGCCGGAGACGUUUACGGAUCUACUUAUGUUGCAAAGCGAUGAUUUCAUCACGCGGGUAGAGUUUCCUUUGCGCGACAGACAGAAUUGUUCAGGAUAUUUUGACUGAAACGAUAGACUCUGCGUGACGCAAGGCUUCUUUACUUCCUUUAUUAGCGACAGCAGUCUGCGGUGAGCCGUCGCUUCGGAAAAAAAAUGAGCCCUUUUUUCAGACUCCUCCUUUGAUUGGUGUAAUAUUGUCAUGGAAGUGCCACUUGCUGCCAGGCAGCAGACAGCAUGACGUCAUUCUCUUUGUGCUGCACUAUUGUGUUGGUGACUGUCUGUAAUUUGUCUGAAGAGCUGCCAGCAACAUGAUUUUUCUGUCUGCCCGCUGUCUGCCAGGAAUCCCUGCCUGGCACGGCGCCCAAGGGCAUCAUUUGUCAUCAAAGGUUGAAUGCAACUAUGUCACCUAAAAUUGAAAGAUGUCAUAUUAAAACUGAUUUCUCAUAAGUUAUAUGAACCCUGGAGAUUCAGUGAUACCUUUGCAGGGCAUGUUGUAACACUAUUGCUUAAAGUUUGUUCUUCUCAGUUGUUUUAGCAUAAAGAAAUAAGAAGCUAUAUUUGAUGAGCAGAAGUUACACUGUAAAACAGAUUAAGAAAAAUUUAGUUCUGCUCUGAGAAAAUACAAAUGCAAAAAAUUAAUUAACAGGAUAUGUAUGUCUCAAUAAUUUGGCCAGCUAAUGUCUGAUGGUCACAUGACUCACGGCAUACUUGGAGAAGUAAAACAUUCUUUGCAUGUGCGCACUGUUGCAAUGGAAGCCUCGCUCGUCUGAGCCUUUGCUCACGUGAUGGUCUUGUUUACGGUCUGAUUUUUGCUCGUGGCCGCAGGCUUUUUUGUAAACACGAGACAGACACAACAGCUGUCCCUUUCUAAAGGUAAUAGACAGUUGGAUCUACUUUCCCACCAGUCACCACUUUUCAACUCGAUAGCGGAGAUUUGAAAAUCCAUUUAUUCAUUGGCUUCAACGUGACAACUGCCCCUUCUCUUGUUGUCUUGUAUUGAUUGAAAGCAAUCUCUCAGCACCCCUCGCUUCUCAAAGGGAAACCUUAAGAGCUGUCCUGUGUGACCUCCAAGGCUUCCCCAUUGUUGAGGACAAUAGCGUGAUCAUUCCUCCGUUGCAGGUGGCCAGGAGUCUCCUGCUGAGCCAGGGAGAAUCCCCGAGUCAGCACAUUAGCUUGUCAAAAGGAGCAGAUUAGGCAACCUGGGGAUAGCUGGGGGGAAAGAAUCCCCUACAGAGACCCCCCAGUGACUGCUUUCCAGCUGUAAAUUCUUGUAAUUAACUAAAUGAAAUGUGUUAAAUGCUGCCAAUUAUUCAUCAAUGCAUUAAUACCAAAGUGGGAUUUAUUUAGAUUCAGUGAGUAGGCAAAACAAUCAUGUAUGACUAAAUGAAGACUAUAAAAAGUCCAUCAGUGUCAAUUUAAGUGUCCUAGUUCACCCCAAAGGUCAACAUGGGUAGACUUCAACUCAUGUUCAAAAUAACAUGUAGAUGAACCCUAAAAUAAAAAGUUGCAUGAGCUAACAAAAGUAAGAAUAAAAAGAUGAACGGAUGGAAAUGACUAAAGAUAACUUCCUCCAUGUUUACAGCAGCGAAGGUAAAGUUCCUUCAGAGGCUCGAGGUGGGAGUCGAUCUUCACAGCACAUUUGUUUGGGCUGAGGAAUCAAUAAAUCUUUCUUCGUAUGAACUUCCCGGGAAAGAAUGACCCAGAAAGACUCGCUCGGCUACUUCAGUGAUUCUGUUGAGUUUCAUCACAGCAGGACUCAAACAGCCUGAGGUUGCCUAUGGGCAAAGUGAAAGGGCAGAAAGACAAAGAUUUUUUUUUUCUCUCCUUGCCAUAUGGGACAGCCUACAUUAAAUAUAAAUGUUAAUCCAUAUGUUAACUCUCUUCCCCAUGAAUAUUUAACAUUCUCGCUAUGCAGAUAUGUGAGCUUUACAAGGUCUCAUCACCCUGCAUCGCCUCUUGUGUCCCCCCCCCCCACCUCUCUCUUUCUGCAAUCAAUAAAUGAUAACACUUGACAAUCAAAAGCCUGCCAGGAUGAAACCAAAACAUCUUUGACUGACCACCUGAAUCCAAACAUGAAAGAGCGACGCCACUCCAGGACGGAAAUAUUGAUCAAGCGCCGUGGCGCGGCGUGUUGAGUUCAAGUGCAAGUGAGCGCGUCGUGCUCGUACUUUGGUGAGCCAGACGCCGGGUUAUGCGGAGGUAGGGGUUACAGGUUCAAACUCCUCGCAGCUGCAGAGUGAAGUCUGAAACUUUCACAGAGAUUACAUGCAUCUUUUGUUGCACACUUUUCUCCACUCCAACACUGCCUACAUGAAACAAAAGAAGUUGCAUUGCACACCAGGAUCAUUUUAAAGUGUUUUUUUUCCUUCCAUUGCCCCGAGGAUGUUAUUUGUGCAUGGAUUUUGUUUGAUUUUCAUUAUCCAAAUUCUCUCCCACAUGAAAGGGGACCCUUCCCCUCGAUUAAUAAUUGACAUUUUAUGACUUUCCCUCUCCCAGUGCCACGCGUACGCUUUGAUGCGAGCACUGUUCUUUUAUCAGCAUUGUGCCAUGUAUUGAUCGCCUCGCAGAUAAGCACAAUCAAAGGGAUUCCUCGUGGGGGAGUCAACACAUGGUCACAUCACACUCCUGGAGUGUGCUGGGACUCCUUGUUUGGCUCUCAUCCUGUCUGAGAGACACUUUCUCUGGGUUAAAUAGUCACACACAAUAACAAAGCUCUCUAAAUGACAUCAUUUGAAGAAGAAGGGGUGGGAAUUGAGGUAUUCAAAGUUUUUUAAAAACAAACUAGCUUAGUGGCAUUUAUUUACAGGUUGUCCUUGGUCUACAAAUGAGUUUAAGUCACUAAUGCUGUUGGAAUCACUGAAGGAGCUAAAGAAAGGCACCACUCAGAUAAUUGACUUUGGGGUAAUUUCCGAUUUUUCCAAGAAAUCUUUUCAACAUUUCUACAUUUCCCCUGAAUGGAACAUAUAAUGAAACUUCAUCAACAUAUUCUAAGGAAUUUUUUAGAUUUGUAAAACAUUUCUUUGUUUGUUUUGGUAUAUUGUACCCCCCCAAGCCCCCCUCAAGGAAAAAAUCCUAGCGCCGCCAGUGUUUGCAAUACCAUUACUGUAAAUGUUUCUCUGAAAAAACUUCCAAUCAAACAAAAGACAAUUAUGAGAUACAAAGGCGGUGGGAAAAGUAAUUUCUCCCAUCCAUCUGCCUAACACACAAUAGCGUCGCCUAAACAAAAUAAGCGUGAAGGAGUAUUUAACUCCAUAGCUAAGCGAGACGCGCCUUAUAAAUCCAGGAGAUUUACAUAAUCCAUCUGUAUUCAUGUAAAUAUAUAUUUCUGUUUAUGCUUUCCACAUAAAUGCUUUUCAUACAUUUACGCCUCAUGCAGAUUUGAAGGCUUGAGUAUCGAUUGCUAUUCGACACUCCGAGAUCAAUCGCCUUAAGCACUUACAACAAAGCACAGCACGGUCAUAAUGAGCACCUCCUAUUAAAUGAACAUACAAUGGGCCACAUAUGAAAAAAUGCAGUCCAUUGUCUGUGGUGAACACUUAGAGACCAUUAGCAGUAAUGUAAAAAGCUGCCCAUCUUUCCACCAUCAAUAUAAGAUAAGUGGGCCGUAGCGUGUAUGGCGAGAGUAUGGCGGUUCUCCCCGGCCGUUGUUGACGCCGCUGUCUGAUUGACAGCACUUUUGUUUUCCGCGGAUUAAGUAAUCUGACUUCAUGCCUGUCCACGAGGGGGUUCACGUAACACCGGCUGGAGGUCACUCCGCCCUUGUGACCCCUCCAGACCGAGCCCAGGCGAUGGACAUUCUCAGGUCCUAUACUUUGACGCACUUCAUAGGUCCUCAUGGCCUGAGUGUAAAUUUUUAAUGAAAUAUACAUUAAGGAGCAUUCACGAGCUGAUACGUGAUGUUUUCCUUGCAGCUAAUAUUUCUGGAGCCUGAAUAUCACAUCUAGACGGAAUGAUUGAUUUUCUAUCAGGCUGCUUUUCUUAAAUGAAUAAUUCAGUGUUAUAGCUGGAGACCCAAGUUUACUCGUGACACCUUCACGGUAUUCCGUUGCACUCGUCGUCCAUUCACCACAACAUUCUGUUUGAUGUUAGCACCGCAAAUCGUGUAAUUGGACACAGACAAGACGAGAGCUCUAUAUCGUAUAAUUGUAUAGAUCAGAGUGUGCCAUACACUCAUGAGAAGUUUGUAGGUUGACUUUCUCCCCCGGCCUCCUGUCUUUGCAGAGAAACGAGAGACGGCAGCUUCUGAGGUCACACAGUGAUUACUGGUCGCCACAUGGGGUCGAAUGACUCUUAAAUGCUUUGUUUACACUUCUUCAACCACGUCCAGCCUCUGACCCAAGUCAAACGAACCAUUAAGGUUGCAUAAAGCUCAUUAGAAAACAAUGUUAAAUAACAGCAGUCAAGGUGAAAAUGACAGUUAAGAUGCAAAUGCCAUUAAAUAUUAUAAAUGCUCUCAUUUGUCAUUUCAUUAGGCACAAUUGCAGAAGAUGGAUACAGUGUAGCUGAUAUUAUUUUUGUGGCACUGCAUUACAUCAUGUUGUGAGGUGAUUUAAACAUUUUAGUGACCUCAGGCUUUUUGAAUGUAAAAUUGACACAUUCAUUUUCACAGACAGACUUUUUUUUUUUUAAUAACAAUGUAGCCUAUUUGUGUUCCUAAUGUCUUGAGCGGUGAGUGUAUAAGGUAACAAACAAAGAAGACACAAUUUCAACAGUGCUUUCAUCAUAAUUGAGGUUUGCUGGUAUAAAGCACGUAUUAUCCACAUCCAUUUGAUAAAUUAUAUCACUGAAAAGAAUCACAUUUAAAUGUUUAUUCAUGUUGCAAGAAAUUUAAUAAGAAGGUGUUUCGCUUUGUUUUGUUUUUUCUUGUGAAUCUUUCAGAAGCGUCUCCCCUUUCAGCUGGCUCAAGUCCUAGAAGUGGACAAACAAGCGCUGGAUAAUUAGCCGGACCGGGAUCGCUCAUGCAAGAAGUGAUCAGCUUUCCAAUAUCUCAGUGGACGAGGAAUCUAAUCCGCUCUUCCCGCACGACAUCUCUUCCUUCUGGCUGGACAAUGCGCAAAUCUCACGCGUGCUCAUCGUGUAGUGUCCCCGCAUGGAGGAUGAGGAGGAUGAUGUGUUUGAGCCAGACCCCCACUGCUGGCGCACCACAUUCAAGGAGAUAAAGUGUGAGGAGCGGGCUACGCAGACACCCGGCCCUAUCCUGGCAUCCAACAACGGCAUGCUGCCUUGUGGAGUCGCCGAGGAGCCAAGACCACUCUUCUACGGUAACGCAGGUUUUCGAUUGCACUUCCCGGCUCACUUUGAAAUUGUUGGCGAUCAAGAGGAGAGACUGCAAGAAAGCGAAAACGGAAUGGAGGAGCAGCACCAUCAGCAGCAGCAGCAGCAGCAGCAACCCGUGGCACACCACAUGGAGGCCUGCAUCGGUCGGAAACUCCAGCUGAUCGGAGACCAGUUUCAGCGGGAACACUUACAGCUGUAUCAUCGAAACCAAAGGAUCCGGGGACUGCUGUGGUGGCGUCUGGCCACAGCCGUGCUCGGUCUACUAUUUGACAGGGGCUUCUUGGCCGGACGAGGUGGAGCAAGACGGAGGUGAGACAGUCUUGCCCUCGUGUCCGUUUUAAUCAUCUCCACGAGGAACUGGACUCCCGAUGGCACUGUCAAAUCUAACACGGGUCUGUUUGCGGGGAGUGGUGGCACAGUUGAGGUGUGGAAGGGUUUCAAAAGGUCACCGCAGGACGGAGACAAGCAACUUUUAUACAAGGGUUUUUCUUUUCAAGAAGAUGCCAUGAUGCCCAGAGAUUCCUCCACAGGACAAUGUUCAUAUUUUGCUAUAAGUGUGGUGUUUUAGUUUUGUACAGUACAAUUAGUUCCAUUUUUUUGCACUUCACAAUGUAUCCAUUUUUGAUGACCUCCACAGACCCUGGGAAUGCCUUAUUCAAUGUUUUCUGCCAUAAAGAGUAUUGAAAUAAUUUUAGACGAUGGUUAGUAAACAAAAAGGACAUGUGGUGUGUUUUUUUUUUCUUUUCAAACCUUUGUGAAGUUUUUCCAGGUAACCACUCAAGUUGAUUUCUAACUUCCAAAGAGGCUAUUUCUCAGAAAAAAGCAUUUUGCACCUCACUUAAUGGUUACAUUGCUAUUCUUUAAUAUGUUUUCACCUUGUCAUUUCCCUCAUUUGCUGUAAUAACGGUAACAAACUGUUUCUGACUGCUCACCAAAACAAAUAUUUAGUUCAACUACAUACAUGUUACAUGUGGUAUCAGAGGCGAGUUUGCAAAAAUUCAUAUUACUCACUCCUCAAACAAACCUCUGCAAAGGGAAACUAUUCGGACCGCAAGGUAUACAGAUUCCUGGCUCCAUUUUUGUAGCCAGCGCAAGUCUGGUGGACAUUUACGCAGAGGUGGGCUAGACCAUGUUUUGGUAUUUUCAUCCAGUGGCCAAUCCAAGUGUCUCCUCUCAUUCCCUUUAAGAUCAGCAUGCCCAUAGUCCUUGACAGUAGCAGAAAAGGAUGAGUGCAUUUGCACGGAAUUGAAAGCAGACCUCCACAGCCAGAUGAUCUAAAGUUGGCUAAUAAUAAUUGACUGCAACUGCGAUUCAGAGGACUCAAUGCAUGCCAUUGUCAUAUUUUAAGCGCAGCCGUGGCUCAGAGGUAGAGCAGUCAUCUGCUUUUUGAUUCCUGCUCUGUUCGAGUCAUGUGUCUUUGCAUCCUUGUGCAAAACAGUUCACCCACGUUGCCUCCAGUGCCACUCGUACUGGUGUGUGACUUGGGUGUGUGUUUUGUUGGUGGUCGGAGAGGCCUUAGGCACGCACUGGCAGCCACGCCCCCGUCUGCCUACCACAGUGCAGCUGUGGCUACAGAAUGUUGUUAAAACCACCACUAGAGUUUGAAUGUGAGAGUAUGAAUAAUGAAUUCAUUGUGAGUACUUUGAGUGUUGUGUUACAGUCAAAGCGACAUAUAAAUUUAGAUGCAAUAUUAUUAUUAUUGAUCAAAUUACCCAAAAUUGGUAGAGACACACAUUUGGCAUGCCGUCGACUUGUGUGGUGGAUGUCAUCUAUUUCAUUCAUAAAUAUGACAAUAACGUAGGACAAUCGCUCUGAAUCAUUGGAGGAAUCAAUUCAUUGAACAAAUUAGAGUUAUUAUCAUUUUAACAGCACCGCCCUGACUGCAUGACAGAACUAUUUGGCGACAACACAGUCUCCAAUUGCCCAUUGCUGACAACAUCAUCCGCAAGGGCAGAUCUUGCAGCUUUACGUGCCAAUGUCAUGCACAGACCUGCGAGUCUAGUUCUGUUUUCCAAAUGUCAAGCCGGCAUGCAAUGCGACCUCCCCGAUCGUAAUGCAAAUGAGGGACGCCACCUGCGUAUUACAAAAUAGCAAAAAAAAAGAAAAUGCCACCCAUGCACACGAGACUUGCGCUAAGCACAAAAUUAGGGUUCCGUGAUUCUAUCAAGAGUCUUACACUGUGAGGAGACAAGUAUUGCCACAAACAGUACUGCUUUUUUAUUAUUGGGGCAUCUGGAUAGACUUAUUAGAUUACCCUGAAUUUUAAUUCUCCACGUUACUAUGCUUCCAAAGUUUGUGAAGGCCCUUAUCUGUUCCAGCAAAACUUUGCGAUGAAAUCAAGCACAACUCUUGUACAUCGGCAACCUUUAACCUCCCAGACACAAUCCAAAAAGUCUUCCUAGAAAAGUGACACAUCUUCCUCAUUUGGUGCAGUCCAUCUGUCCCAAUACUUUUGUCAAGCCAUCUGCUGUGAUACUGUCCAGUGACAGACACACAUUAUUAGUGCUCUAACUUGUUGUAAAGAGUAUUUUUUAGAAAGUGCACUAAAGGACAACUUUAUUCAAGCCAAUUGCGUAUUUAGUAAGAUACGCUUUCGUUCUGUUUUUUGUUUUUUUGUUCUGUUCUAUCCGUGUAAUUUGCAGACCUCCAUGCCCUUGAAGUGGAGCUGUGGAUCCACUGUUUUUGCACUAGCACACCCUUUAAGACUUCCACUUGUUACCUAACCAACCCUCGUCUUACAUGAAGGUUUUCACUUAGUCAUUGGCCACAACAUCCCAUUUUUCAAUUUAUAUUACGACCUGGCUGGUCACAGUUUGGGAUCUGAGUUGGAAAGAAAAUGGCUUUGGCCCUGUCCGGCCACAGCUUUCCGUGUUGUUUUCCACACCAAACAGUCCACGGAUGAAACCGAAUCCUUUCAGGCAACUCUCAUGGGAUUUACACCCGCUUUUUAUUAUGAGGAGUAACCCUUGUAUUGUCUUUGGUGCUCAGAUCCAGAUGUGAAGCAGUUUUAUCCCCCCCCCACCAUCUUUCACUAUGCGAACUAAAGACUGUAGUUACUUUCUAUUCUUAACACUGUUGAAGAUUUGUGUGAUUUGUUUUUUUUCCAUUGGUGAACACAAGCCAACUUUUGGACCCAGGGAGCAUUUCCAUGUCAGGGGUCUGUAAUGACUUGCUCCUAACAAUGUGUCAAGCUGAUCACUGCGUCAUUAUUAGAUAUUUCCUCUUGUAAUCAACGUAUCUCAGGGACAAGGCUUUGUGGGCCACUGGUGACCUUGAGAAUCACUUACAUGGUCAGAGGAAGAGCAGUGUUGCCACCCAUGACGAAACCUCGUCUCGUGUCCAUUUUUUUUUUUUUUUUUCCCGAUUUGUCCACACUAAGGUACAUUUUGACUAAGGAGUCAGAGGCUGAUUUUUGGUCAGUAGUUGGUGACGGGGGCUACCGAGCGUGUAGUUGGGAGGCGUGUGACGUGCACUGAAUGUUGUUGUAGUUUCCUGCAGAUCCUCAAUGCUGAGCCAGUCUAUGGAGCUGCCCGUCCCACCACUGACCCUUUAAGUCCUCUUUGUACUGCUCCUUUAAGACACACCUAUUGUAAUUUAUUUUUUCUUAUUAUUUAUUUUCUUUGAUUUUGUAUAUUUGCCCAUUUCUACUGUAUACACAUAUGUGUGAUCGCUUCUUGUGAGCCUUUGACUCAUUUCAAGUUGUGAUCGUUGUUGUCUGUCAUGAAGAGCAGCAGUUUAAAAUUAGCUUUUGUACAAAAUGGAUGGCAGCAAGUUUAUAAUCCACUCUGUCACUGCUGCACCAAAAAUCAAUUUCCAUUAGAAGCGGAAUCGAUUCAAGUUGAUUCGAUUAGACUUCUUGCCUUUCAACUUUAAUAUUCUCCUCAUCCUUUGCCUUAUUGAUGAUAGCUGCUCUUCUUUGGGACAACAGCUACAAAAUUCAUCCAAUCGCCUUUCAAUCCAGGGGAGCCCGUUUGAUCCACAAAAAAAAAAUAGAUCAAGGGUGGAGUAUUAAAAGCUUGUGAUUUUCUUGGGAUGGGCGCCACCGGUUCAGACAUUUUUCAUUACCGCUCAAUUCAGUCUUGACCAGAUUCUCCAUGUGUGGUUUAAGCAAAGCAGCAUCUUCAAUGUAGUUAUUAAUUUGUAUAAUAAUUAUAACGGCAACAUGUCUUUUCCCUUCUAAUUAAUGAAAAGUCAAAUGAUAGAUUAGUGGGGGGAAAGCUUCAGAAGAGUUACAUUCAUGUCCCUUUAAGACACAGGGUGUUGGUUUAUGUGUUUGAUUCCCGAAAUCUUGAUCAAUGUGUUGUAAUCAACAUGCACUGGAAAGUACUUUGCUUCUGUAGAUCCCAUGGGUCCCUUAUGUGUUUGUUGUGUGUUCAUAUAUGAUGUACAGUAUACUUUGGAUUGUUUAUGUGGCAUCACAUUGGCCCAAGGUGGCUCACACCUUUUGAUUUAUUGGAAAGGGAAACAAUCUGCCAUGGUGCCCCGCAUGUGUUUUGUUACAAUGACGUUCCCGCGCUGCACUCGUUCUGUUGUGUACACAUCAAGAGUGGCGCGUUCCUUCGUGUGCAUUGGGGGGGUGCAUUGUAUUUUACGGAAACCGUCAGUGUCUUUGAAUUUUGUAGUCCACUUUAUAUAAAUUUGAAGUUUUUGAAUGUUUUUUUUUUUUUUUAAUGAUAAGAUUCCUUCUUCACGUUCUUUCUUAACUUUUUUUAAAAUGUAUUUUCUUAACAGAAAAUGGUCUGUUUUUAUAAAGAUUUGAUUUUUAAAGCGUAGGAUCUUUGCGACUUUGUGAUAUCAAGGGCAUUUUUUUUUUCUUUUCCAACAUUCCCUUGCACAGCUCUUCGCAAGCGUGUAAAGCAAACCAAAACAAUUCACUGUUGUUAAUUUUGUGUGUUCCAUUGCUCUUCUUUACAGACCCGAUCAAGUGUACAUUUAUUUGUAAAACCCUGGAAUAUGCCUUUAACUGCUCAGUUUCAAAUGAAGUCUUGAUUAUCACACACUCUCUGUAUACCAAGAAAGGAGACCCAGCGAAAAUGUAGCAUUUUUGUAAACAUUGACUGUGUGUUUUCGAGACUCUACUGUGCACUCAUUUUGUGUUGAUAUGUAAUUUGGGGUUGUUCAUAUAUUAUGGAAGUAAAGACAAUGUGUUAUGUAGUGCAAUAUGCUGUACAUAUGGAGCUUUGCUCUGCAAAUCUUUUUUUUCCCCCCUGGAUUUCCUGUUGUUUAUUGGUACUUUUUUUUUUUUCAAUAAAAUUUUAUUGAACGUG